UGCGAACAGUUCCUGCUGCAUGUCGACAGAAAACAUUCGAUUGAACCGAGCUCACGUGUUCGUUCGGCGGCGUUAAAUUCGUGUUUUUCUGCGGAGCAACAUGGAGGACGUGAACGUUAUCAAGCUGCCGGAGACGGAGGACAGAACACCGGCCAAGAAAAGAGCCAGACCGCCGCAGUUCGACCCCGAGAGAGAAGAACAGGACCGGCAGACGAACGUGAAGAGGCUGGCGGUGCUGGGGGAGACGGACGGCUCGGUGAAGCUGCUGGAGGAGCUGGUGUUCGGGGCGGAGGAAGAGCUGCUGGAGAGGCUCGUGGAGCAGGAGGAUGAGGACCAGACUGGAACUCUGCUGCUGCAGGACGAAGACGAAGAGUCCGAGGAUGAAGCUCCUCAGCAGCAGCAGCCGGUCAAAAAAGCUGCCUGGGUGGACGAAGACGACGAGCUGGACGAAGAGGUGGACAUGAGGCAUCGUUACCGUAGAAACCUGAUGAGGGGAGAGGCCGAGUCGACCAUGUCCAAACAGAAACUACAGCAGAGGAUGAGGGAGCAGUUCCAGAAGGCGAUGGGGGGAACACCAUCAUGGGCAGAGAGUGGUGCCCAGAAGAAAAAGAAGAAGAAGAAGAAGAAAGCUGCUGAUGAAGAAGAUGACGACGAUGAUGAUGAAGACGAUGAAGAUGACCUGCUGAGGAGGACGGGAAACUUUGUGGCGUCUUCAGAGAGUCUGCCCAGCGGCAUCCUGAGGAUGAAGAAGUGUCUUCAUGCUAACAGCGCUCGGCCAUCAGAGGACAGACUGACCACCGUCCAGUUCCACCCCUCAGCUCAGGUCGUCAUGACCGCCGGCCUCGACCAGUCCGUCUGCCUCUUCCAGGUGGACGGAAAGACAAACCCGAAGAUCCAGAGCAUCCACCUGGAGCGCUUCCCCGUCCACAAGGCUCAGUUCAGCCGCGACGGAGAGGUCGUCAUCGCCACGAGUUUCAGGAACAAGAUGUUCUACCUGUACGACAUGAUGGAGGGCCGAGUCACGCCUGUUCACACCGUCAGAGGUCUGAAUGAAGCCCGGGUGAAGGAGUUCUCAGUGUGUCCUGAAGGAGACGCCCUGCUGCUCACUGGGACUCGUGGAUACCUGCACCUGCUCACACUAAAGACGAAGGAGGUGGUUCGCAGUGUGAAGAUCAACGGUGACGUCAGCGGCGUCGCACUUUCUCCUGACGGCAGCAAAAUCUUCGCAAACUCAGAGGAGGGGGAGGUGUAUGUGUUUGAUUUGCGCAGCAGUCGGUGUGUCAACAAGUUCUCAGAUGACGGCUGUGUGAGGGCGUCGUCUAUCGCUGCAUCUCGUAACGGACAGUACCUGGCUUGUGGCUCUCAGUCAGGUGUGGUCAACAUCUACUCCCAGGAGGCGUGUCUUAACUCAGCCAAUCCGAAGCCCCUGAAAGCCGUAAUGAACCUGCUGACCUCAGCGACCGCCCUCGCCUUCAACCCUUCAUCUGAGAUCCUCGCUAUCGCCUCCAGGGCCGAGGACGAAGCUGCACGGCUGGUACACCUGCCCAGCCUCACCGUCUUCUCCAAUUUCCCCGUCGCUAAGAGGAAGAUCGUCUACCGAACCAGCUGCCUAGACUUCUCCCCAAACAGCGGCUUCUUCUCAUUGGCUAACAACAAAGGCCAAGCCCCCCUGUUCAGGUUGCUGCAUUACAAAGACUUCUGAGGAGCAGCUGUGGAGGAGCUUUGUGUAAAUACUGUGAUGAGGAGUUAAAACAGUGAAAGUUUGAAUGGAGUCUGGCUCAGAGCCGAACACACCGAAGAUCCUCAGAACAAACUCACAUGUUGACUUUUAUUGUUUGUAUGAUCUCAUAAAAGAAUGAAACUGAA
Stegastes partitus (bicolor damselfish) is the source of this 1866-nucleotide messenger RNA. It is a transcript of the gene utp18, whose product is annotated as UTP18 small subunit processome component. NCBI's taxonomy places the organism in Eukaryota, Metazoa, Chordata, Actinopteri, Pomacentridae. Gene Ontology annotation, molecular function: protein binding. Bases 101 to 1702 code for a protein of 533 amino acids. Gene Ontology annotation, cellular component: small-subunit processome; Pwp2p-containing subcomplex of 90S preribosome. Gene Ontology annotation, biological process: rRNA processing. The record is from RefSeq and is a predicted model, not a curated record. The transcript is spliced from 13 exons.